AUGGAGGACAGUUUCAACCCUACAUCAUCAGCAUCUACCUUCACUCUUCAGAGUUCUUCAGAGACAAUGGUUUCUAUUCAGCUCCUUGAUUUCAGAACAAGUUUACUUGAAGUACUAGAAGAGCUGCGUAUGAGAAGGGAAGCAGAGACUCAAUAUGAAGAACAGAUUGCUAAAAUUAUUCUGGAAACACAAGAACUGAAAUGGCAAAAGGAGACUCUUCAGAAUCAAAAGGAAGCAUUAAUAAAGCAACACAAAGAAGCAAUGGGAGUUUUUAAGAAUCAGCUGCAGAUGAAGAUGUAUGCCUUGGAAGAAGAAAAGGGAAAAUACAAACUUGCUACAGAAAUCAAAGAAAAAGAAAUAGAAGGAUUGAAGGAAACAUUAAAAACAUUGCAGGUUUCUCAAUAUUCUUUACAGAAGAAAGUGAGUGAAAUGGAACAAAAGGCUCAUUUACACCAUAUAGCUAAAGAAGAUUAUCACAAGCAACUUAAUGAAAUUGAAAAAUACUAUGCUGCAAUAACAAAUCAGUUUGGAUUGGUGAGAGAGAAUCAUGUAAAGUUAGAACAAAAUGUACAAGAAGCAAUACAGUUAAACAAAAGACUCUCCACCUUAAAUGAAAAACAAGAAUCUGAAAUUCACAAUUUAAAGAAGGAACUAAAGAAAGCAGCUUCAGAGUUGAUUAAGUCCAAGGUCACAUGUCAGCAUAAGAUGGAGGAAGAAAGUAUAGAUCUAAUAAUUAAAGAACAAAAAUAUGAAGAACUCCAAGAAAGACUCAGCAUGGAAUUAGAAUUAAAUAAGAAAAUUAAUGAAGAGAUUACCCACAUUCAAGAAGAAAAGCAGGAUAUCAUCAUUUCUUUUCAACAUAUGCAACAAUUACUUCAGCAAGAAACUCAAGCUAAUACUGAAAUCAAUGCAGAAUUGAAGGUGUUAAGAGAGAAUAAUCAGACCCUUGAAAGAGAUAAUGAGCUGCAAAGGGAGAAGGUAAAAGAAAAUGAAGAAAAGUUCCUUCAUCUUGAGAAGGAGCAUGAGAGAGCACUAGGAACUUGGAAGAAACAUGUUGAAGAGCUUAGUGGAGAAAUGAAUGGGAUUAAAAAUGAGUUGUCAUCACUUAAGGAAACUCAUGUUAAGUUGCAAGAGCAUUAUAACAAAUUAUGUGAACAGAAAAAAAAUGAGGAAUAUAAGAAGUUUCAGAAUGUUCCAGAACUAAAUAAUGAAAAUAGUAUUGAACUAUCCAGUACAAAAUCAGAAAAUACCAUCACACAAAAGUACAAUUCUGGUCCAGAAAUAUGGGGAAAAAAUACAAAGAGUUUUUGUUUGGAUACUGAAUACAGAGAAAAAGAGGAAAAGAAAGACCUACCUGUAGGAAGAACUGCAGAAGAUUUACAGCCUUUUGAAAUAAGUGCCAAAAGUGAAAUUAAUACUAUGGUGUCUCAGGACAGAAACCAAAGUGGAAUGUCCCCACACAGAGUCCUUUGCCUAGAUAAAGAUGCAACUGAUCAAGAACAAACCUCAAAUGUUACUGACAGUAGAAAAUCAAUCACUGUAGAAGUAAAAGACAAGCUGUGCUUGGAAAAAGCCAGUGGAUGUUCAGAAUUUAAAUCACGAAAUAAUUUCUUUUUAGUGGUAGAUGAAUCACUAGAAACAGAAAUGAUAUGCUUAGAAGGAACUGAAGGAUUAGGCCUUCUCCACAGUGGUGGAGAUAUACCUCUGGACACUCGAAGUAACAAAGCAUCCUCUAAUGGCAUGUCAAUUGAGAUGGCUCACAAAAGAAACUAUAACACAGAUGGUUCCGAAAGCAACCCAUUCAAACAGCAAUCUAAAUUGCUUCCAGCAGAUCUGGAAAACGCUACAGAGAAGGAAAUUACAAAUCAUGUUAGUAAUGUUAUGUUAGAUGUUAAGUACCAAAAAAUAAAACAAACGUUAAGAGAAGAGAGUCAGUGCAGCACAGAGCCCUGUUCUUGUUAUCAGCUAGCCAGUAAGGCUCCCCAGCAGCCUGGAGGAACCAUUGCCUGUGCUGCAGUAAUCAGCCCACGUGGUCCAUCUGCUAGCUCUGGUAAUAAUUUGACAGUACUUAAGAAAUCAGAAAACAGUAUUAAUAUUGUGCCAGCAGCGGCGAAACCUGCCCCAAGCCCUGUAGAAAGAACUACAAGGAUAAAUACAAAUGACAUACAGAACAGUUCACUUAAGAACCAUUUGGGAGCUUCAGGAAGCAGUGUGAGCAUCUCAGACUUUCAGGUUAACCAAGGAGACAGUCAUACUUCACAAGCCAAAGAUUUGAAAACUGUAGCUCCCCUGACAACUUCCUCAGAAAAACAGCUUCCCAGUGAGAAUCAGACAGCUGAAACUCCAAAAUGUGGUCUCUUUUCCUUGGUGGAUGUUAAGGGAAGACAGUGCAUGUUGCUGAAUAAUAGAGAGAAAGCAGAGACAUUGAACGGCAUCCUGCCAGGAGGAACAUGCCGUGAAGGUCAACUGGAAGAAGCACAUUUGUCUCCUGUAACUCCAUCUACAGACUCAGUAAGCACAAGUGCAAGGUCGGCCUUUGAUCUUCCAGAUAAACCCGAGAAAACUCCAGGCUACAUGAAGUUUGUACCCCCUAGUCCUUGGCCAAAAGUAAAUCAAACUAAAGCCGUGAGCACUGUAACGUCCAGCAUCCCUUUAUUUCUGAAGGAGAAACCAGUAGAUCCGUCAGAAAGCCAAGUGAUUACUCCAGUGACUUUUUGUAAGAAUGUUGGUCUGGAUGACACUAGAAAAAACAUUGAGCCAGAUCCUACUAGCAAUAGCAGAGUUGCUGACACCGUGAGUAACUGGAGCAUCCAUCUAGAUCCCAAGGGACAGCCCAGUGAAGAGAGGAAUGCAACUGCACAGACGGUUUAUGAUUCUUCUUUUCCCACAGAACACGUGAAAGCAGAGCCUUUGAUCUCAACUGUGCAGCAAAGCCAUUUCCAGACAAUCAAGGUUACAGACUCUCCUGACCCACUUACCUUUUCUCCUGGUAACAAUGACUGGCAGAGCCUUGUGAUGAACAGACUAACUGAAAUUGAAAAGUUACUCAGCUUAGAAAGAGACAACCAGCCCAAAAGAAGAAAAGUAGAAGAGAUGCUGGACAACGUAAUUGAUUAA
Messenger RNA from Mus pahari (shrew mouse), 3117 nucleotides. It is a transcript of the gene Ccdc73, whose product is annotated as coiled-coil domain containing 73. NCBI's taxonomy places the organism in Eukaryota, Metazoa, Chordata, Mammalia, Rodentia, Muridae. Bases 1 to 3117 code for a protein of 1038 amino acids. The transcript has 17 exons. The record is from RefSeq and is a predicted model, not a curated record.